Eruca vesicaria subsp. sativa (arugula) is the source of this 336-nucleotide messenger RNA. The record is from the annotation of a GenBank genome assembly. NCBI's taxonomy places the organism in Eukaryota, Viridiplantae, Streptophyta, Magnoliopsida, Brassicales, Brassicaceae.
AUGGCGUCGAAACUCGUGAAAGCCCUAAUCAGAUCGCAGAUUCUCCCAUCCACGAGGAGGCACUUUAGUGCACCAGCUACCACCCAACUGGGCGUGCCAACAGACGAUCUAGUCGGAAAUCACACCGCCAAAUGGAUGCAGGAUAGAAGCAAGAAGUCACCAAUGGAGUUGAUCAAUGAGGUCCCACCUAUCAAAGUUGAUGGAAGGAUUGCUGCUUGUGAAGGAGACACCAAUCCGGCACUUGGUCAUCCAAUUGAGUUCAUUUGCCUCGACCUAGACGAGCCUGCCGUUUGCAAAUACUGUGGCCUUCGUUAUGUUCAAGAUCAUCAUCACUAA